GCAGCCGCCCCCUUCCACUCGGUCACGUUGAGCCACGCCCGGGCCUCCACAGCCGCCCCUUGUCUCCCGCCUCCCGACCAUGGAUCCCCGGAAAGUGAGCGAGCUUCGGGCCUUCCUGAAGAUGUGUAAGCAGGAUCCGAGCGUCCUGCACACCGAGGAAAUGCGUUUCCUGAGGGAGUGGGUGGAGAGCAUGGGAGGUAAAGUACCACCUGCUACUCACAAAACUAAAUCAGAAGAAAAUGUCAAGGAAGAAAAAAGAGAUGAUAAGACAGAGGAAAGCAUAAAGACGGAUGAACCAUCAAGUGAGGAGAGUGAUCUAGAAAUUGACAAUGAAGGUGUAAUUGAGCCAGACACUGAUAACCCUCAAGAGAUGGGAGAUGAAAAUGCAGAGAUAACUGAGGAGAUGAUGGAUCAAGCAAAUGAAAAGAAGGGGGCUGCCAUUGAAGCCCUAAAUGAUGGUGAGCUGCAGAAAGCAAUUGACUUGUUCACUGAUGCCAUCAAGCUAAAUCCUCGCUUGGCUAUUCUGUAUGCCAAGAGAGCCAGUGUGUUCGUCAAAUUACAGAAGCCAAAUGCUGCUAUCCGAGACUGUGACAGAGCCAUUGAAAUAAACCCUGAUUCAGCUCAGCCAUACAAGUGGCGAGGGAAAGCACACAGACUCUUGGGUCACUGGGAAGAAGCAGCUCAUGAUCUAGCCCUUGCCUGUAAACUGGACUAUGACGAGGAUGCCAGUGCAAUGCUGAAAGAGGUUCAACCUCGGGCUCAAAAAAUUGCUGAACAUCGGAGAAAAUAUGAGCGAAAGCGUGAAGAGCGAGAGAUAAAAGAAAGAAUAGAAAGGGUGAAGAAGGCUCGAGAAGAGCACGAAAGAGCCCAAAGGGAAGAAGAAGCCAGAAGACAGUCUGGGGCUCAGUAUGGCUCUUUUCCUGGUGGUUUUCCUGGGGGAAUGCCUGGUAAUUUUCCUGGAGGAAUGCCUGGAAUGGGAGGGGGCAUGCCUGGAAUGGGAGGAAUGCCUGGACUCAAUGAAAUCCUCAGUGACCCCGAGGUUCUUGCAGCAAUGCAGGAUCCAGAAGUCAUGGUGGCUUUCCAGGAUGUGGCCCAGAACCCAGCAAAUAUGUCAAAAUAUCAGAACAACCCAAAGGUUAUGAAUCUCAUCAGUAAAUUGUCAGCCAAGUUUGGAGGUCAAGCGUAAUGUCAAACAGAGCCCUUGCUGAAUGAAGAGCAGCUUAGCUCACUUACUGGAUGUUGCAAUAAUACA
Molecule: messenger RNA, 1252 nt
Organism: Chionomys nivalis (European snow vole)
Lineage: Eukaryota; Metazoa; Chordata; Mammalia; Rodentia; Cricetidae
Product: hsc70-interacting protein-like
Exons: 1
Coding region: 80-1186 (368 amino acids)
Molecular function (GO): protein dimerization activity; Hsp70 protein binding
Source: RefSeq, a predicted model, not a curated record